Anolis carolinensis (green anole) is the source of this 2620-nucleotide messenger RNA. RefSeq names its product coiled-coil domain containing 28B (gene ccdc28b). Bases 157 to 735 code for a protein of 192 amino acids. The record is from RefSeq and is a predicted model, not a curated record. Gene Ontology annotation, cellular component: centrosome. Lineage: Eukaryota; Metazoa; Chordata; Lepidosauria; Squamata; Anolidae. The transcript is spliced from 6 exons.
GGAGAGAGAUGUGUGACCCCCCCCCCUUCCUAUUUAAAAACAAGGCAACCUCAUCCUUGACACCCCCCCCCCCCCUUUCGUGGAGAAAAAGAGAGAGAAAAACUCGGAUCCGGCGUCGUUCAUCCAUCCUGCAGAGAGGUGUCGCUGGUCCUGGCAAUGGAAGAGAAGCGGAAAAAGCGGAGCCCCAAGGGCCCCCCACCAGCCCCGGCCCCGGUUUUGCCCCCCACGGCCCUCCGCCGUCUGCCGGCCCCCUCCAACAAGAGCACCUCCUUCGCCCUGGGAAGACCCCACCUGCCUUCCCCGAAGCAGAGGGCCAAGGCCAAGAGGCCGACUAAGGAGAAGGGCCGGGCCCCACAGCCCGGAGGGGCCCCCAGCGUUGGGACCGCGGUGGGGACCCCCCUCCAGCACUCCUUCCUCACCGACGUCUCGGACGUCUACGAAAUGGAAGGCGGCCUCCUCAACCUCCUCAACGACUUCCACUCCGGGAAGCUCCAGGCCUUUGGGAAGGAGUGUUCCUUUGAGCAGUUGGAACAUGUUCGGGAGAUGCAGGAGAAACUGGCCCGGCUGCACUUCAGCCUCGACGUUUACGUGGAGGAACUGGCCGAGGAUCAGAAGAAGACCGCGGCCGACCGGAACCUGGACCAGCUGCUGACCAAUCUGGAGGAACUCAGCAAUUCCAUACAGAAGCUCCACUUGGCAGAAAACCCCGACUUGGAAGAUGCAGCCGCUGUCUAGAAAAAGGAAUCUGCCGGAUCCUCCUUUCUCCAUUUAUUUCAGUCUCGGAAAGGAAAGGGCCCGAGUAAAAGGCUACCGAAAUAUUUGGGAGGCAGGGCUUUGCAAAGCAGGGUUUUGACAUUCAAAAGGAUCCACAGCGAGGACAAUCUGGGGAAAGAACCAACUCUGUGGCCAAGUAAACGGGGAGAGAUCGGAAAUCAAUGAACCUGGAAGAGACAAUUCUUCGGAAACACGAGACAAAAAUAAUCCCUGGGAUGCCGGGCCUGGACUAUGCCGGACUGCUUUGAAAUCAUGUGCCAAAAAGAGGAAAAAGUUCUUUGUUACACAAUGCAAAUGGAGCAGUUUCUAUUGAACCUUGGGAUAUGUAGUUUGCUAAGGACCAGGGAGGAGUCUCUGUUGAAGAGUUUAAGAUUUUCACUCAUUGGCCUUCCAGACUUUGGCUGGAUCUACCACUUUCAUGGCCCUGCAAAUAUGCACAAUGCAAACAGAGCAGUUUAUGUCAAUCUUGGGAUUUUUAGUCUGCCAAGGGCCAUGAAGGAAUAUAUUGGAGAAUUCUAAGUUUUCAGCCAUCGGUCUUCCAGUGGGAUCUACCAUAUGAAUUGAGAUGGCUCCAUGCGAUGGAAUAAUGGGAGUUGUAGUUUCACUCGAUCUUUAGCCUCUUCCGUCCAACAAUGCCGAUGCCUUACCAAACUACAGCUCCCAGGAUUCCAUAGCAUUGAGCCAUGGCAGCUCUAACUACAUUUAUUCUACUGUAUAGAUCAGGCAUGGGCAAACUUCGGCCCUCCAGGUGUUUUGGACUACAACUCCCACAAUUCCUAACAGCCUACCGGCUGUUAGGAAUUGUGGGAGUUGCAAUCCAAAACACCUGGAGAGCCAAAGUUUGCCCAUGCCUGGUAUAGGUGCACCCCAAAAAUGCUGCCAUCGAGUAAGCUUCCCUUAGCAGAACUACAAAUCCCAGGAUUCUAUCAAAUGAAGUGCAAUUGAACUGCUGUAAACUCUGCAGUGUAGAAAUAUAUUCUCAGCAAAAUGUAUGCUUUCGAAUUACAGUAGAGUCUCACUUAUCCAACAUAAACGGGCCGGCAGAACGUUGGAUAAGCAAAUAUGUUGGAUAAUAAGGAGGGAUCAAGGAAAAGUCUGUUAAACAUCAAAUUAGGUUAUGAUUUUACAAAUUAAGCACCAAAACAUCAUGUUAUACAACACAUUUGACAGAAAAAGUAGUUCAAUACACAGUAAUGUUAUGUUGUAAUUACUGUAUUUACGAAUUUAGCACCAAAAUAUCACGAUGUAUUGAAAACAUUGACUACAAAAAUGCGUUGGAUAAUCCAGAACGUUGGAUAAGCGAAUGUUGGAUAAGUGAGACUCUCCUGUAGUACUGGCCUCCCUUCGACUGUCUCUCCAGCCACUCAUUUUCUUCUGAAACUGCUUUGCUUUCUUUGUGUAUGUGCCAAAAAAUUGAAAACAUUAAUGAAUGGCUGGCCUUUCCCUGCCUGGCGAGAGUACUUCCAAUCUCCAAAUUUAAUCUCCAUGUAUAUCGACAGAACAAGAUGCGAUCCCAAUAUUCCCAUAUUUUGGGGCAAGGACUCUUCUUAAAGACAGAAAUGUGUCCAUCAUUUGAAUGAUCAGUUUGGGAAAUUUAUUAUUACUCUUCCAUAAGAAAUGUAGUCAAUUUUAAACUAUGGAUUUUAGACGUACAGUACAUUUAAUUCGUAUGCAUGAUUGUAAUGUAUUGUAAAUGUUUUUUGUCCUACACACACACACACACACACACACACACACACACACAGAGUAUUAAUGGUCUUAUGCUUUAUAUGUGUAUUUUCACUGGGUCAUAUCCUGCUUCAAGGAGAGGCUGGGAACAAAUAAAAAUAAUUAUUGUUGCUGUUUA